Uncinocarpus reesii 1704 is the source of this 897-nucleotide messenger RNA. Its product is annotated as GATA type zinc finger protein Asd4. Gene Ontology annotation, molecular function: RNA polymerase II cis-regulatory region sequence-specific DNA binding; zinc ion binding; DNA-binding transcription factor activity, RNA polymerase II-specific. The record is from RefSeq and is a predicted model, not a curated record. NCBI's taxonomy places the organism in Eukaryota, Fungi, Ascomycota, Eurotiomycetes, Onygenales, Onygenaceae. Gene Ontology annotation, biological process: positive regulation of transcription by RNA polymerase II; negative regulation of transcription by RNA polymerase II. Bases 1 to 897 code for a protein of 298 amino acids. The transcript is spliced from 2 exons.
AUGGCUGACCACACCGCGCAAUAUCAGUCCGUCUGCCAGAAUUGUGGCACCUCGAAAACUCCCUUAUGGCGACGAGACGGCAUGGGAGCGGUCCUGUGCAAUGCCUGCGGCCUUUUCCUCAAGCUACACGGACGUCCACGCCCAUUGAAUCUCAAGACAGACGUGAUCAAGAGCCGUAACAGAGUUAAAACCUCAGGCCAAGGUUCAAAGCGGAAGUCAACCGCCGAUAUGAACGGGUUUCCGACUCCGAAACCUGAUACAUUGGUGGCGAGCGGUCCAUAUGGCUUUGGCCAGGCACGAAAAACGUCUCCGCGAUCGGACCGCUCGCAUUCUCCUUUAUCGCGCACCGAUACACCCAACUUUGGUCACAACAGCAAUAUCGCCCCCCCAAACGUGUUCGAUAGCGUGACAUUGUCAGAGCAUGGCAUUAGCCCAUCCACUGCUGGGCUUUCCGCCUUGCAAUUACAACAUCCGUCGCCUGGAUCCAGCACUUCGUCCCACGAUCGCCAUCUGGACAUGGCGCAAACGUACGAAGGACUAGUCGCUGCGAAUACUUCACUUAAAACUCGUGUUAGUGAGCUCGAAGUGAUCAACGGACUUUUCCGUGGCAGGGUUACACAAUUAGAACAAAGCGAAGAAGCUUCGCGGAGGUCAGAGCUAAAUCUACAUGGCUCUGAACUGCAGUUGAGACGCUCUCUGGAAGAGGCUCACCAACGGGAAGAAGAUUUAAAGCGAAAGAUAAAGGAGCUGGAACAGGCUCUCAGUAAAUAUAAACAACAAGAGAAUAGCGACAACCCAAGGGACGAUCCGUUAGAACCACAAACGAAAAAGGCCCGUCUUUCUGAGGAGGUCGAUCUGUCGGCUGACACCCACGUCGACACUCCCGAGCAGCCCUAG